This is a messenger RNA of Elaeis guineensis (African oil palm), 3909 nucleotides long. Its product is annotated as kinesin-like protein KIN-5A. NCBI's taxonomy places the organism in Eukaryota, Viridiplantae, Streptophyta, Magnoliopsida, Arecales, Arecaceae. Gene Ontology annotation, biological process: spindle elongation; mitotic spindle assembly; microtubule-based movement. Gene Ontology annotation, molecular function: microtubule binding; ATP binding; plus-end-directed microtubule motor activity. The record is from RefSeq and is a predicted model, not a curated record. Gene Ontology annotation, cellular component: mitotic spindle; spindle microtubule.
UCUUUCUUCUGUUUCCUUUUAAAGCGGCAGCCCCCUUCCCCUCUCCUCUGCGCCUUCUCUUCGCUUCCCUUCCCUUCUCUCUCUAUUUGCAGCUCGGUUCUAAGCUAUAUAGCAACCAAGAUUUCAAAGUAGCGAUUAAAGAAUUGGCCCAAGGAAGAGAGCGAGCUAUUCUUCUUUAUAGAAGUCAUUGCCGGCUGUGUCACCUCUUCUCCUAGCUUCUGGAUUCUUCUUUUGGAUUCAUAGCGCUUCGAAUUGGCCAUUGCCGGCCGUCCACUGACGGUAGGUCCGGGUUUUUCGUAUUUGUUUUCGUAUUCUUCUUUGAGUGGUCAAGGAAUGGAUAGCUUGCAGAGGAAAGGGAGUUUCGUCUCUAUGUCCCCCUCUCACACCCCGAGAUCCAGUGAUAAGUACCGUUCCAGCGACAGCAAUGGGAAUUCCAACAGCAAGCAUGAUAGAGAAAAGGGGGUUAAUAUUCAAGUCCUUGUUCGAUGUCGGCCAUUAAGUGAAGAUGAGAAGAGAAUGAGCACCCCAGUGGUCAUAACCUGCAAUGAGAUUAGGAGAGAAGUUUCUGCCACUCAGAAUAUUGCCAACAAACAACUUGACAAAACCUUUGUUUUUGACAAGGUCUUUGGCCCGGAUUCACGGCAAGCGGAUUUGUUUGAUCAUGCUGUUGUUCCCAUCGUGAAUGAGGUUCUUGAGGGCUACAAUUGCACCGUAUUUGCCUAUGGUCAGACAGGCACCGGAAAAACUUACACCAUGGAAGGAGGAGGGAGGAAGGGAAAGAAUGGAGAGUUGCCGAGCGAUGCUGGCGUUAUUCCAAGGUCUGUGAGACAAAUCUUUGAUGUACUUGAGGCGCAGAGUGCUGAAUACAGCAUGAAAGUCACAUUCCUCGAACUAUACAAUGAGGAGAUAACAGAUCUUUUAGCUCCAGAAGAGUCUAAAUUCUCAGAUGACAAGUCCAAGAAACCUAUAGCUCUCAUGGAAGAUGGGAAGGGGGGAGUUUUUGUGAGAGGGCUGGAAGAGGAGGUAGUUUCUUCUGCAGGUGAAAUAUAUAAGAUACUGGAUAAAGGAUCUGCAAGAAGGCGCACUGCUGAAACUCUACUUAACAAGCAAAGUAGUCGAUCUCACUCCAUAUUUUCUAUAACCAUUCAUAUCAAGGAGUGUACACCUGAGGGUGAAGAGAUGAUCAAAUGUGGGAAGCUUAACCUCGUAGAUCUUGCUGGUUCUGAGAACAUUUCACGCUCGGGUGCUAGAGAGGGAAGAGCAAGGGAAGCUGGAGAGAUUAAUAAAAGCUUGCUAACACUUGGCCGUGUCAUUAAUACUCUCGUUGAGCACUCUGGCCACAUUCCAUACAGGGAUAGCAAAUUGACAAGAUUAUUGAGGGAUUCUUUGGGAGGGAAAACAAAAACUUGUAUUAUAGCCACAAUAUCACCUUCCAUACACUGUCUGGAGGAGACACUGAACACCUUAGAUUAUGCACACCGUGCAAAGCAUAUUAAGAAUAAGCCAGAGGUUAAUCAGAAGAUGAUGAAAUCUGCACUUAUCAAGGAUUUAUACUCGGAAAUUGACCGCCUUAAGCAAGAGGUAUAUGCUGCAAGAGAGAAGAAUGGUAUAUACAUUCCACGGGAUCGCUACUUGCUUGAAGAAGCUGAGAAAAAGGCCAUGACAGAGAAAUUGGAGCGCAUGGAGAUUGAUUUGGAAUCUAAGGAAAGGCAACUGGUUGAGGUUCAUGACCUUCACAAUUCUCAGAAAGAAUUGAGCAUAGAAUUACGUGACAAGCUUGAGAAAACUCAAAGAAAGCUGGAGGACACUGAACAUGCAUUGUCUGAUACAGAACAAAGAUAUAGACAAGCAAUCUCCGCUAUUAAAGAAAAAGAAUACUUGAUAUCUAAUCUCCUUAAAUCAGAGAAAGCCCUUGUUGGUCGUGCUUGUGAUCUUCGAUCAGAGCUAGAGGAUAUAGCAGCAGAUGUAUCUGGUUUGUUUUCAAAAAUUGAACGCAAAGACAAGAUAGAAGAUGCAAACAAAAAUCUUGUCCAUCAAUUCCAUGCUCAGUUGACUCAACAGCUGGAUCUUUUGCAUAGGACUGUCUCAGAUUCUGUCAUGCAACAGGAGAAUCAACUGAAAGAGAUGGAAGAAGGCAUGCAGUUGUUUGUCUCUAAAAAAGUUGAGGCUACUGAAGAGCUCCGAGGGUGCAUAGGAAAACUGAGAGAGAUGUAUGGUUUUGGGAUCAGAUCAUUGGAUGAUUUAGCAGGUGAACUAGAUGAAAAUUCCCAAUCAACUUUUGGAAAACUGAAUUCACAAGUCAUUACACACUCUUCUGCUCUUGAGGAUUGUUUCCAAGGUAUUGCAUUGGAGGCCGAUGAGUUACUUAAUGAACUUCAGAGUAGCCUAUUUAAACAAGAGGAAAAGCUAAGUGCAUUUGCACAACAACAGCGAGAGGGAUUUGUCAGAGCAGUAGAGACAACAAGGUCUAUUUCAAAGAUCACAACAAAUUUCUUCCUGACUCUAGAUGUCCAUGCAUCCAAAAUAAACCAGAUUCUGGAAGAAUCACAAACUGUCCAUGAUCAGAAACUUCUUGAGCUUGAAAAGAAGUUUGAGGAUUGUGCUGCUAUUGAAGAAAGGCAACUGCUAGAAAAGGUGGCAGAAAUGCUAGCAAGUUCAAGUGCCAGAAAGAAAACACUGAUUCAAGAAGCAAUUGGCGGUCUCUGUCAGAGUAAUUGUGAUAGAACCAAUAAUCUACUGAAGGAAAUGGACAUGGUUCGUGAUUUUACUUCAUCUGUCAAAGAACAAUGGAUGGUUUACAUGGACCAAACUGAAAACCACUACCUCGAGGAUACUGCUGCAGUUGAAAGUGGACAAUCUGUCUUGGAAGAAGGGUUGCGUCAUUGCUUGUCAAAGGCAAGAAUUAGCUCACAACAAUGGAGCGAUGCGAAACAUUCCCUGCAAAGCAUUGGAAAAAGCAACGUAGCAUCAAUGGAUUCCCUUCUUAGGAGUGGAAUGGAAGCCAAUCAGCUGUUACGUGCCAAGUUGUCUUCGACUGCCGCUACUGCUCUCCAAGAUGUUGAUGUCGCAAACGAGGGUCUCAUUUCCUCCAUUGAUGGUUUGCUGAAACUCGACCAUGAUGCACAUGGGAAUAUUGAUUCCUUAAUCAUUCCAUGUCAUGGUGAGUUGAGAGAGCUGAGGAGUGGACACCAUCACAAGACAUUGGAGAUCACAGAAAAUGCAGGGAAGUGUCUGGAAGAAGAGUAUCUGGUGGAUGAACCAUCUUGUUCAACACCAAGGCGAAGGGUAAUCAAUUUGCCUAGUGUGAAAUCCAUUGAGGAGCUGAGAACACCAGCAUUUGAAGAGCUACUGAAGUCAUUUUGGGAGGCAAAGUCAGAUUCGAAGCAAAUAAAUGGAGAUAUAAAGCAUUUUUCUGGGGCACACGAGAUUCAAUCGCAGGCUCCAAGGCUUCCCCUUACCACAAUAAAUUAAGGUUCAGGAGUUAAAAUAGUGACAUUCGAUAUAGUUCUCUGUACAGAAUAGUGCUACUCUAUAUGUUUGUAAGCAUCCUAUGCAUUCCUCAUAUAAUUUGUUGACUGCUUCUUUUCCCAGAUAGAUUGGAUUUUUUUUUUUUUUUUUUAAAGAUCCGAUUCGUGAUAUAGGUAGAUCAUGAUCAUCAUGAUUCAAAUUAGUGUUUUUUCUUUUUUUGGUAUACCAAAGAGACAGAUUGAGUUUUUGAGGUUUUCUAUUUUCCGCUAAAACAGGAAGAGAGACCUGUAAACAAAUUUGUCCUGUGGGGUAUGUGUUUUGCUGAGGAACGAUGUUGAGGAACUUGUGUCACAAGUAUUUUGUGCUGCCUGUUUUUUGAAUUACUUAUGCUGUUUCAAGGAUUAAGUUUAUUAGUAUCAAAAGGAUGUUAAAUGGUGUUUU